AUGGAGAACGAGAAGGGAGAGAUCGUCGAUCUCUACGUGCCCCGCAAGUGCAGCGCCACCAACCGCAUCAUCAAGGCCAACGACCACGCCUCCGUCCAGCUGUCCGUCGGCAAGGUUGACGAGAACGGCCGCUACACCGGUGAGAACGAGACCUACGCUCUGUGCGGUUUCAUUCGCGCCCGUGGUGAGAGCGAUGACUCCUUCAACCGCCUCGCUCAGCGUGACGGUUUCCUGAAGAACGUCUGGGCCGCCAGCCGCCAGCGAUAA
Molecule: messenger RNA, 267 nt
Organism: Penicillium malachiteum
Lineage: Eukaryota; Fungi; Ascomycota; Eurotiomycetes; Eurotiales; Aspergillaceae
Gene: rps21
Product: 40S ribosomal protein eS21
Exons: 2
Coding region: 1-267 (88 amino acids)
Biological process (GO): translation; endonucleolytic cleavage to generate mature 3'-end of SSU-rRNA from (SSU-rRNA, 5.8S rRNA, LSU-rRNA); endonucleolytic cleavage in ITS1 to separate SSU-rRNA from 5.8S rRNA and LSU-rRNA from tricistronic rRNA transcript (SSU-rRNA, 5.8S rRNA, LSU-rRNA)
Cellular component (GO): ribosome; cytosolic small ribosomal subunit
Molecular function (GO): structural constituent of ribosome
Source: RefSeq, a predicted model, not a curated record